Molecule: messenger RNA, 1113 nt
Organism: Triticum turgidum subsp. durum (durum wheat)
Lineage: Eukaryota; Viridiplantae; Streptophyta; Magnoliopsida; Poales; Poaceae
Source: the annotation of a GenBank genome assembly
AUGCCCGAAGAUGCCGCGCCAAUAGCCCCCGCCCCCGCUUCUGAUCUCACCGCUGGUUCUAGUGAUGAUGAGAUAACAGUAGAGGAUGCUUCUUUUGCGCGUACUGAACUCCCCCAAGAUGGCAGUGCCCCACCUGUCGUAACAACUGAUAUGGAAGUUCUCCAUGAUAAAGUUAAGAAGCAAGUCAUUAAAGAAGGCCAUGGGAAGAUACCCUCAAAAUUUUCUACGUGCUUUGUGCAUUACAGAGCAUGGGUACAAAGCUCUAUGCAUAAAUUUGAGGAUACCUGGCAAGAACAGCAUCCAGUUGAAAUUGUCAUCGGAAAAGAGAAAAAGCAAAUGUCCGGUUUGGGUAUUGGUGUUGGUCACAUGAAAAGUGGGGAACGUGCACUGUUGCAUGUUAGCUGGGAGCUAGGCUAUGGGAAAGAAGGAAGCUUUUCAUUCCCGAAUGUCCCUCCAUCAGCAGACCUUAUAUAUGAAGUUGAACUCAUUGGUUUUGAUGAUGCUAAAGAGGGAAAAGCCCGUAGUGACAUGACGGUAGAAGAGAGGAUUGAAGCAGCGGAUAGGAGGAAGCUUGAGGGCAACGAUUACUUUAAAGAGAAGAAAUUUGAGGAGGCUAUGCAGCAAUACGAGAUGGCUGUUGCGUAUAUGGGAGAUGAUUUCAUGUUUCAGUUGUUUGGGAAGUACAGAGAUAUGGCUUUGGCUGUGAAAAACCCGUGCCAUCUCAACAUGGCUGCUUGCCUGAUCAAACAAAAGAGAUUUGACGAAGCUAUCGCACAGUGUAGCAUUGUGCUGUCAGAGGACGAAACCAACGUGAAAGCACUGUUCAGACGUGGAAAAGCUAGAGCCGAGCUCGGCCAGACAGAAUCAGCGAGGGAGGACUUUCUGAAAGCCAAGAAACACUCCCCGGAAGACAAGGAGAUCAUGCGGGAGCUUCGGUCGCUGGCGGAACAAGAUAAAGCGAUGUACCAGAAGCAGAGGGAGCUAUACAAAGGUCUGUUUGGGCCGAGGCCUCAGCCCAAACCCAAGGCCAAAAAUUUCGCCGUCCUCUUCUGGCAGUGGCUGGUGUCACUGCUCCGUUAUCUUGCCAGGAUGUUCACGCGCAAGAAUGACUAG